Messenger RNA from Priapulus caudatus, 1882 nucleotides. Its product is annotated as E3 ubiquitin-protein ligase RNF185-like. The record is from RefSeq and is a predicted model, not a curated record. Lineage: Eukaryota; Metazoa; Priapulida; Priapulimorpha; Priapulimorphida; Priapulidae. The transcript is spliced from 5 exons. Gene Ontology annotation, molecular function: ubiquitin protein ligase activity; metal ion binding; ubiquitin-like protein conjugating enzyme binding. Gene Ontology annotation, biological process: ubiquitin-dependent protein catabolic process. Bases 187 to 747 code for a protein of 186 amino acids. Gene Ontology annotation, cellular component: endoplasmic reticulum.
GCGCACGAUAUUGUACGAUACGUCUCGCCCUCGGUACAGUCUUCCGACUCAAAAUGAUUACAAACAAUUUCGUCAGUUCAUGACUUCACGUAUUUCUGGAGAAAAAUAGCGAUAUUGCGAUCAUAUUUCAAGUCUGUAAAAACUGUAAUCAACGCACUUGCGUGAGAACCGGUGAUAUAUUAUAAUAUGGCUAGUACAUCCGAAUCUGAAGGACAGAAAGAGGGAGACGACCCGGAAGAUGCGAACAAGUCUAAUCCCAGUCAAGAUGGCACAUUCGAGUGUAACAUAUGUCUAGAUACAGCACACGAUGCUGUAGUUAGCAUGUGCGGGCACUUAUUUUGUUGGCCAUGUCUACAUCAGUGGUUGGAAACGAGACCAAAUCGGCAAACAUGCCCAGUUUGCAAAGCAGGAAUUAGCAAAGAGAAGGUUGUACCCCUCUAUGGAAGAGGAAAUGCGAAGCAAGAGGACCCUAGGACCAAAGUCCCACCACGGCCACAAGGUCAGAGAACUGAGCCUGAAAAUAAUGGGCCAUUUCAGAGUUUCAACUGGGGAGGAGAUGGAGGAUUUCAAAUGUCAUUUGGAAUUGGUGCCUUUCCCUUUGGCUUAUUUGCAUCAACAGUGAAUCUAGGAGGCCCACGGCUACCUGGUGCACAACCAGGGACACCCCAGUUCGAAGAGGAGCAGUUUCUGUCGAAGCUGUUUCUCUGGGUAGCUAUUCUAUUUAUCUUCUGGUUGCUGGUUGCGUGACAGAUGCCCAGUGAGACCCUCCAGUUCUUGCUGUGAAAUCAAAAACAGACCUAUCCGCGUUUCCCGACUCAGCAGUCAUGUUUGAACGGGUGCCACAUAAACCAAACUAUAUGAAGUUGUUCUGCGCAGUGGAUGUUCCAAAUUGUGUGUCACUACUUACAUGAAGUCAAGGACCUCAAGUCAUCGCUGCAGACGGACAUGAUCACCACAAUGCACGUAUGCCAUGCUGAAGACUGAGCGAGGGCUGAUUUACAGAUUUUCUUUAAAAGCUGCUAGCUGUGAGAUUUAUGUUUGGGUUACUUGUGUGGUUUGUCUGUAAUGGCAGUUAGUGUUACAGUAAAAAUAUAGUACACAGGUAGGAAUAGCAUGGUUUUGCUAGUGUACACAAUGCAGCCUUAUAUAACUUUAGUACUGACUACUAAAUUAUAGUGUAGCAGUGUUCUACUAUAGGAGGUGCCGAAUUUAUGCAUUUUGCAUCACCCAGAAUAUAUCUAAGCAGUCACUCCAAUCUAGCAUAUAUGUGUCCAGCAUUACCCUAUGGGUUAAAUGUAUUUUAUUCAUUUUUUAAACCAGAAUAUGGACAUUAAAGGUGCAGGUAAUCAAUUGUGGAGAUGAACUGUAAGGUAUUUGUACACGGUGCAUAGACUAAUACAUGCAUGUCAUGACUCACAAAAUGCAUGUUUAUUAUAAUAUUAUAAUGACAUGACCGUGUAUCGUCUAUCAGUUGAAAUUUUCAACUACAACUGAACAAAACUCAUGCUGCUGUAUUUCUGAGACCAUGUCUUCUAAGAUGUGGUAGUCGUUGUGCAGUAGCCUGCCAGUUUCAUUUCUGCACAAGAAUAAUUAAUACGUUGAUACAGUAAAAUAAUAUCAAGAGCUUAUAAUACCUAUAUAUAUAUAAUAAUAGCCUGAUAAUAUUGGGAUGUGAAACAGAACAUUGAGGGCAAGAUUUCUGUAGCUGUAAAAAAUUCGAGAUAUAUGAAAUAUUAUCAAGAUGUUUACUAAAAAUGGUAUGUAAAUUGCUCUUGGUAUUUUAAAAUAUGUAAUAUAUUAUAUAUUGAAGGCAUGUUGAAUGAAUGUAAUUGUUAAUAAUAAAGUUCUAGUGCUAAGAAGACAUUGAGUUAUUGUACACGAA